Molecule: messenger RNA, 768 nt
Organism: Pseudomassariella vexata
Lineage: Eukaryota; Fungi; Ascomycota; Sordariomycetes; Amphisphaeriales; Pseudomassariaceae
Product: dienelactone hydrolase family protein
Exons: 4
Coding region: 1-768 (255 amino acids)
Molecular function (GO): hydrolase activity
Source: RefSeq, a predicted model, not a curated record
AUGCCAUCCGAUACGAAAUUUCACUCAUGUACGACUGGUCACCUCCACGAAGGCACACCAACGGGCAAGAUGAAAAGCAUCAGAGGAAUCCAGACCUACUACGCGACCUCCGCCAAUGGUUCUGCGCGUAAUGCCAUAAUUAUCUUCACUGAUGUGAUGGGUCAUAACUUCGUCAACGCUCAACUUGUGGCCGACAAUUUUGCCUCGAAUGGCUUCUUCACUGUCAUGCCAGAUCUCUUCCGAGGUGACGCAGUCACUCUGAACCGCUCUGACAGUUUCGACCUGAUGAAUUGGCUCAAGAAUCACCCCCCCGAGCAGAUCAUUCCCAUCAUCAAGGUUGUCAUGAAAGAGAUGAGAGAAGUAGCCCGUUGUCAACAUAUUUUCGGCGUCGGAUACUGCAUUGGCGCGAAAUAUCUACUGCGAGCCCUACAACCUGGCGUAUUAGAUGCCGGCUUCAUCGCACAUCCCACUCACCUCGCCCAUGAGGAGAUCCUCGGCAUCAAUGGACCACUCAGUGUUGCUGCCGCCACCAACGAUGACACGUUCACCACACACAAACGGCAUGAAAUGGAAAUGCUGUUAGAGAAAACCAAGCAGCCUUAUCAGAUGAACCUCUUCUCUGGCGUCGGACACGGUUUCGCUGUUCGAGGUAAAACUAAAGACCCGCAUGGUAGGUUUGCGAAGGAGCGAGCUUUGUCUCAGGCGGUCCAGUGGUUCAAGUACUUCUUGAAUAUGAAAAAACACGAGCCUGCCCGCGCUUCGAGUUGA